Mustela erminea (ermine) is the source of this 5700-nucleotide messenger RNA. RefSeq names its product RAD51 paralog B (gene RAD51B). The transcript is spliced from 11 exons. Gene Ontology annotation, biological process: double-strand break repair via homologous recombination. Bases 133 to 1362 code for a protein of 409 amino acids. The record is from RefSeq and is a predicted model, not a curated record. NCBI's taxonomy places the organism in Eukaryota, Metazoa, Chordata, Mammalia, Carnivora, Mustelidae. Gene Ontology annotation, molecular function: ATP-dependent DNA damage sensor activity; ATP binding; DNA binding. Gene Ontology annotation, cellular component: Rad51B-Rad51C-Rad51D-XRCC2 complex.
GCAUUUGCGUUGUUGCUUUGCGGCGCUUUCCGCGGGGAACUGUGAGGGGUGGGGAAACUUUGAAAGUUGGAUGCUACAGACCCGUUCUUUUCAGGGUCCUUUUCCUGCUGCAUCUGCAUCAGGUCCUUAGGCAUGGGUAGCAAGAAACUCAGACGAGUGGGAUUACCACAAGAGCUGUGUGACCGUCUGAACAGAUAUCAGAUUGUUACCUGUCAGGACUUUUUAUGUCUUUCCCCACUGGAGCUUAUGAAGAUGACCGGCCUUAGUUAUAGAGGUGUCCAUGAACUUCUAUGUAUGGUCAGCAGGGCCUGUGCCCCACAGAUGCAAACGGCUUAUGGGAUGAAGAUGCAGACAUCUGCUUCUCUCUCCCCAGCGUUCUUAGCCACAACCCUUUCUGCAUUGGAUGAAGCCCUGCAUGGUGGUGUGGCUUGUGGAUCCCUCACAGAGAUUACAGGCCCACCAGGUUGUGGAAAAACUCAGUUUUGUAUAAUGAUGAGCAUUUUGGCCACGUUACCCACCAACAUGGGAGGAUUAGAAGGAGCUGUUGUGUACGUCGACACAGAGUCAGCAUUUAGUGCUGAAAGACUGGUUGAGAUAGCAGAAUCUCGUUUCCCCAGAUAUUUUGACACUGAAGAAAAAUUGCUUUUGACAAGCAGUAAGGUUCAUCUUUAUCGGGAACUCAGCUGUGAUGAAGUUCUACAAAGGAUUGAAUCUUUGGAAGAAGAAAUUAUUUCAAAGGGAGUUAAACUUGUAAUUAUUGACUCUGUUGCUUCUGUGGUAAGAAAGGAGUUUGAUACACAACUUCACGGCAACCUGAGAGAAAGAAACAAGUUCUUGGCAAGAGAAGCAUCCUCCUUGAAGUAUUUGGCUGAGGAAUUUUCAAUCCCGGUUAUCUUGACGAAUCAAAUUACUACGCAUCUAAGCGGAGCUCUAGCUUCUCAGGCAGACCUGGUGUCUCCAGCUGAUGAUUUGUCCCUGUCUGAAGGCACUUCUGGAUCCAGCUGUGUGACAGCUGCCCUAGGAAACACCUGGAGUCACAGUGUGAAUACCCGUCUGAUUCUCCAGUCCCUUGGUUCAGACAGAAGACAGAUUCUCAUCGCCAAGUCCCCUCUGGCUCCCUUCACCUCAUUUGCCUACACCAUCGAGAAGGAAGGCCUGGUUCUUCAAGUUUUUCACAGGCCAAGAGGAACUUGUCUUCACUCCCCUCCAGGAAACAAAGAACCAACAGCCAGAUUACCUUUCGAAGAUGGACCACACCUCUUUCUUGGGACCAAGUGGAGAGCCAGUCAUGUCAACAUGGACAUGAGUGAGCCUUGUCACCAGCUACAAGUGAAAGCUUUUGUCUUGACCCUUGAGUCAUAAUCCGAUGGGACAUUUUGCAGAGCAGAUGGAUGUGGUGGGCUAAAUGGCAGCCCCAGAAGACAUGUCUACAUCCCAACCCUUGAAACUUGUGAAUUUGACUGUCUUUGGACUAGGGUCUUUACAGAUAUAAUUAAGUUAAAGAUCUUGAGAUAAGAUCAUCCUGGAUUACUCAGGUGGGCUCUAACUCCAAUGACAAGUGUCCUUAUAAGAGACACGCAAAGGGAGAGACACAGGAAAAAGAGGCCAUUUGAGCACAGAGGUGGAGACUGGAAUCAUGCAGCCCCAAGCUGAGGAAUGGUUGGAGCCACCAGACAGAAGAAGCAGGGACAUGUUCUCCUCGAGAGCCUUUGAGGGGAGCAUGGCCCUGCCAACAUCUUGGUUUUGGACUUCUGGCUUCCAAAGCUGUGGUGGAAUAAAUUUCUGUUGUUUUCCAACACCGGGUUGGUGACAAUUUGUUGCGGCCACUUUAGGAAACUAAUACGAUGGGGCUUCAGGAAGAGAUGAUGUGACAGGAAAGAGAGAGAAUCUAGAAAACCAUGCCCAGUGCCCAGAUUUGCUGCUGGAGUCUGAGGAAAACUUUGUCAGCUCUGGGCUACAGGUCUGUUUCCUCCUGAGAUCCUUGUGGAUUCACAUGGCUCAUGGCUGAGAGCGAGACCCACAGCUCACUUGAGGAUGCUACUCAGGAUCUGAGGAGGUCAGGUGAGAGCCUCACACUAUUUGAAAUGGUGGUUAAUAGUAGUGACCAUAUUCUAUAGAACGUUUAAUACCGACUAUGUGAUUUACAUACAUUAUUAUCUCAUUUGAUUCUCAAAACAAUUCGACGAGUUUGGUAUUCUCAUCCGCAUCUUACAGAUGAGUAAUCUGAGGCUCUGAGAGGUCACGUAGCCUAUUCAAGGUCAUCCGGGGAACGAUGGCGAUACCAGACCUGUGCUGAAUCCACAGCAUUACAGAAGAUUCCAGACUCACGAAGACGGUUGUUCGGGUGCCCCUCCGUGCCCAGCUGGCUAAUGAGAACGGUUUGUUUAUUUUCUAAAUAUUAGCGCCAUUGACAGUACAGUUUGGGUGAGGAUCUGGUUAGAUCCUGCUAAUAGCAGAUGGACAGCAAAACAUUCACAUUCCAGGAAAAUCUAGUCCCAACUGAUACUGAUCAAGAUCCUCUCAGCCCCCAGGCUCCCAGCCUUUCUCCCACCUCGGCCAUGGGCCCGGGGUGGGGGGCGGCAGAAUGAAACCCCUACUCAACGGGCCUCUCCCGUGUGACCCGUGUGAGACGCUGGACAGUCCACAAACAGCCCAUCCAGCUAACUCCCCCGCCCACCACCACCACCAGGAGAAGAGAGAGGAAGCUGGUUGGAGAGCAAGGCUCUGCUCAAACCCAUCUGUCUGCCCAGGACGGACACUGUCUGGGGCCCCGUCUCCGGCAGGAUGGGCUCAGGCAGGCCUGACACCUGGAGUCUUGUGCCUUUCCCGGAGUCCUGGAGUUUGGGAGAGAUCUGCACUGAUCUCCCUGUGGCUGCUGCUUCGGCUGGGGCGGGGCUAGCGGGACAGCUUCUUCCCGGGCCUUCCAGCGUCCUGAGUUGGAGGCAGUGCAGGAGCAGGGAGGUGACCGAGGGGCCUGCCAGAUUUCCUCCCACGCAGACCUCAGUGCAAGAUAAAGUCAGGCGAGGCUGUGCCACAGGACAACAGCAUAAUAAAUCCCCUCCGGCCUCCUCCCGGCCUCAUUGUUCUAGGGCCGCAGUUGUUUUGAGUAUGAUCAAAAGGAAGGAAGAGCACUGUGCUAUCAGGCUGGGGAAGAAGGAUGCUCUCCUGACCGCUCCUGUUGCCCUUGGCCGCCCUCAUUUUAAAUAUGAGGAAACCGAAGGGCAGCAUGCAGCCUAACCCCUCACACAGGGAGGCUCAGCGCGCCGCUCUGAGGCCCCCUGGACCUCUGGUGAGGUGGCAAUCCUGCCCAGACUCGCUGACAGCCACCUGGGUCCCACAGGCCUUGUCCUUUCACCCUGGGCAGGGGGCUGGGAGGCCCAGGCUCAGGGUCAGCGCGGGGGUGAGAAGCGUGCUGGAAGUGGGCCCCGGAGUGGCUGCUCAGCUGUUGUUUACCCCUUGGGCUGAGAACCAAGGCCAGAAGGCCACAGCCAUUGGAAAUAAUAGGCCCUAAAAGGAACUUCCCGAAUUUGGCUGGCCUGGUGCCUGUGGCUCAAGACAGCGAAUAGCUCGGGUUCUUGGGAAGCUGGCGUCUGCGGGCCUCGAGGCCUCUCCGACACGGAGCCAGGUCCAGACAUGGGCGCAGGUGGCGCACAUCUCAGUCCCCACAGCUGGAUUCCUGCAGGGAGCUGGGGCAGAAAGCUACAGGGGCCUAGGGGCGGGAAGGGCGGAGCUGAGCGUUCCUCCCGAACGGUGCGGGCUGAGGGAGUCCUUUGCCUCUCUCCAACGGCUGCCCUGCCCGACGCCCAGAGUCUGAUUCACCAGGUGCCCAGCUGCGGUGGCCCGGUCACCUUUGUCUGGGCUGGAGGCCACGUCUGAGCCAUCAAAGGCGCCUCAAUGGGGGAGGAUGUCAAUGUGCUUCCUCAACCAGAAAGGUGGUUUGAGUUCGGCCAAAGCAGCCCAAGCAAACAAGCAGAAGCCUGUCAAUGGAAGGAUGGGGGCUGCUGGGAGAUCACAGGACAGCAAACUGAGAACCAUUAUCAGUCUCGUCCCAGCCUGAAGGAGGGAGAGCCUUUGAAGACACAGACAGGCUGAACAGAACUUUCCACCUGAGAGGCACUGGAGAUGGGAGGUCAGGCUGCACACAGCCCCCAGGAGAACUGAUCAAAGCCUGCUGCAGGCGGUGGGCGGGGGGUGGGGGGCACACAGCUGCAGCCCUGCUCCCCCCCCACCCACGGGUCGCCCAGGGCUUUCUGGAGGCAAGCAGGCUGCCCUUGCGGGGGCCUGUGGGAAAACCCAGCACGGGGGCACGGUGCGGCCAGCCCCCCAGUGCUGCUGGGCCGGGGAAACUAACCCCCCCAGUCGUCCUGAAAAGAACAGGGAGGGAAUCAAAGCCCAGGGCAAAUGCUAGGACCACCCACCUGAUGAGUGCCUACCUUUCGGGGAAACAAUAACUCCUGGCUUCCCUAGCACACUUCUGAAAGAGCAAACAGACUGAACAGGCCACCUCCAAACUCUGUGCCCCCUGCAGUCUGGGGGACGCCCAGCCCCUCGGAAGCUGAAGUUCCUACAUGUUGGCCUCUCAGUGCCUAUUCGGGGCUUCCUUGUGUCCACUCUCCUCCCUGGCAACCUGAGAAACAGCAAGAAGCCUCAUUCAGGGCACAACAGGGUCCCGUGUGGACAGCUUAGUGCACUUCUCUCAGACUGUACGGUGGUAUCUGCCAGGGAACAUUCUAGGGUCAUCCUCCAUGCUGUUUCCGGGGAGUGAAGGAAUCUGUGAAAAGACCCUGCCUUGAGUGCUGUGUUGGUGCUGCCUGGACUGGACAACCUCAGCCCACCCUGAUGGCCUCGUGCCCCUCCCCCCGCCUGCAGCUCACCUUCCCAGGAAACCGUGAAGUGGGUGCAGCAGAGCAAAGCCAUUUCCACUGUGCUCUCCUUCUCAAAGGGAUGGGAAAGUUCUUUUCUUCUUCUUCCUGGGAAUGGGUUUGAAGGGAGGGUGGAGGGGGAUACUAAUGAGGAGGCCUGGGAGGUAUUUUGGUAGAGGGGGAAUGUGUCGAGGAAAUGGGUUGCCCAGCAGGGCUGGGGAGAACUGAGAUGAGAACUUUCCAGAACUGCUGGUUUAACCAGCUGGCAUUCUUUCCAAAAUGGAUGAACAGGGACUAGACGAAGGGCCUCAGGGUAGACUAGACAGAAAUGAAGGUAGAGGCAUUUCCUCUCCCACUACUUCAGAGACCAAGAGAGGGUGGGCGGCUGGAAAUUACUGACCUGCCACCCACUACUCGCUGUGAGAUUUAGAUCUUUUUAUUACUUUGCCCAAAGAGAUGGACGGGAUUAUCUCCAUUUUACAGGUGAUGAAACAGAGAUUCCAAGAAGUGACCAAGGCUCUCCAAGGACCACACAGAGCUGCCAAGCUGGAGCUCAGUCCUCAGGAGGCCUGGCUCCAAAGUCCACAACCUUCCCCCUCUUCCCAGGCCUGCCCUGCCUCUCGGGGCUCGGCAUAUAUUAGUAGAUGCUUCGUAAAUAUUUGUUAAAUUGAACUGAACUGAGCAGCUGAAUACACGCAGGCCGCUUUCACCCUGACUGAGAGGAAUCCUUUGAGGGUCCAGGCUAUGGAAAGAAAUUCUCUGAGGCACCAAAUAAAAUCCUUCUCUGAGGUGCAAGGAGGUCUUUUUUGAAAUUAAUACCUAAUAAAGUUUACACAGA